AUUUUACAUAUAAAUAGAUACAACAUAUUGCCAGAAUAUUAGCUAUUUAAGCCAGAUUUUUUUUUUCUAUCUUCCCUUUAUUAGAUAUAAACUACAAAAACUGUAUUUCAAUAAAUGUGACAAAUUCCAAGAACAAAAAUACUUCAUUCAUUCUUAAACUCACUUGUGUAGCCACAACUUUCACCUUUUCUAAAUCUAAUGAAUAAAAAUCCACAAGAAAAUCUGUAGCCUAUAGAAUAAAGAAUCAAGUCCAAAAAAUUUAAUCGCCUGGGAAGCGCAGCUACGCGAGGUGCUAUUCCGCGAUCAAGUGACCAAGAAGUUAGACGGGAGUGUAUACUGCCAAUGUGUUUCGUCUUGAUUUUGUCUUAUUUCAUACGUAUUUAGUCCAAGACUGAUUGGCGAAGUCCUCUGCAAUCUUCUGACUUAAUGGAAUGUAAGAGGUGACAGUAAUGGCGGAGGUAGAGGAGAGUAUGUCUGUCAUUAAGGAUAUGGAGAGCCUUCCUAAUCCACGCUGCUGCUCCCCCGUGCUCCAGGAAUCACAGAACGGGACAAAAGGGCAAGCGAAGACCCCAUUGCCACCUGGUAAUGAGGUAGUUGUGAUAGGGAAGGGGAACGUAAUGAUGGAGGGCAGCCAGCCCCAGGCGUGUGUGUUCUGUGGGGGCCUGGGGCAGCUGAGGUGCUCAGUGUGCAAGGCAUGGUACUGCAGCAUGGUGUGCCAGGUAGAUGACUGGUACCUCCACAAGAAUACUUGUCGCUCUCCACCGGUUUUGGAUGAUCCACAGAAGAUAAAUAGUAGCCUGUGUGGAACAGGUGGUGAUGCAUUCUGUGAUGCUGGUGCUGUCAUGAUGUCUUCCUCUCCCUUCUCCUCCUUCUCCUCCUUUGUUGAUGGACUGGAGAAGGACAUCAGUGGGAGAACAUCAGAAGAGAUGGAUCCAUGUUCUGGCCAGAAGUGUUGCAUGGUAAAGGAGAUGCUUCCAGCAAGAAACAUGGGAAACAUGCCUGCUAACUUGAACAUGAUGACUGAGAACAGUUACAAUUGUGGCAGGGGUGCUAUGCUAAAAAAACUUACAGAAGAAGGAAGUUAUAGUGCAGGAAGGGGUGCAGUGCCUAAGAGGAGUAAUAUGACAGAAAGUAGGUUUGUAGUAGCAUGUGAUGUAUCUCCAAAGAGAAGUAUUGCAACUGAAAAUGUUGUGGACAAAACUGCAGCAUUCCAGAAAGAAAUUGAUAAAAGUCCUAGUCUGAAAUAUUCAAUCCCAAAGAAGAGCCUUGCAGAGAUAUCAGAUAAUUAUGAUAAUAUAGAGAGACAUGCUUUUGCCAAUGACAUGAAAUGCUUGCCCAAAGUGCCACUGACAGAGAAAUCAGCUGUUCCAACUGGUGCUGUUGUAAUGACACUUGGAGAGUCUGCAAGAAAUGGAGAAUCUGCUUUAACUUUGUAUGAUACAACAAAUUCAUCAGUUAUUUCCCCCUCCAAAAAAGCUCCUGAAACUUGGCUGUACUUUGGUAGCUUGCUGGAGAUAGAGAAAAUCUACAGUGGUUUGAUCACCUUGGCAGACAGUUAUGAGCAGUUUACUGCUGUUGUUAUGGUUGAGGCUGCAUCAUGCAUAUUCAGUGAGGCACAUGAAAUUUUAAGCACAGUCCCAGUUGAUUUAAAUUUUAAGCCAGAGGUUGGGUCUCUAGUAGCUGCUUACUCCCCCACUGAGGAGACCUGGUACCGAGCACGUGUACUAGAAAUAGAGGGAUCCACCUACAGGGUUUGUUACAUAGACUUGGGGAAUAAAGAAGCCGUGGAACAAAUAAAGCCAGUUCCUGAAGGAUCAUUUUCAGAACUCCCUGAACUGGCAUUCUUUGCCAAGCUCCAUAGUAAAAUUAAUGACCAGGUCCAGGAAAAGUUGAAAAAAAUUAUUCAAACAGAUAAUACUUUAAAGUUCAAAGUUAUUGCCAAGAAGGGAUUGGACGUAAAGAUUGCUUUGUGUGAAGACGAAGACAAAAAUAAUACAGCUGUUGCUGAGUAUAUUCUUGGACCACUCCUGAUGCCUGCUGUCUCCCCUUCCCCACCAGCUGCUUCCUCACCCAAACCAAAGGCUGCUCCCUCAGCUGCUGUGAGGGAGAACAUUGGCCCUGAUUGUGGUCCACCUGCUGCUACUAGAUUGAAGGAAACAAGCCCACCUCAGAGAGAAACGGACGUAAAGAUGCUUGCUGUGAAUGGUUCUCCAAAAGAAAAUGAUGUCAUCAGUUCUGGUAAAGGACCACCAGAGAAGUGUAAUGGUGGCCGUUGUUUAGCAAGAGAUGUGAGAUGUAAACUGGUGUUCUCUGAGGCUGACAGAUCUCAUUCCUGUUAUGUCAUUGCUGUGAAUAGUGUGGACCUCUUACUUAAGCUGGAGGAGAUGUCAUUGGAGAUAAACCAGCAGUGUGAGAGCAGCCCUGCCUCCAUGUUUCAUCCCAGGCGAGGGGAAGCAUGCCUUGCAAAGUUUGUCAGAGGAGAUGGCAGAUGGUACCGGGCAUUGUGUCUUGCAUUGGACAGCACCUGCUGCCAGGUCAUCUUUGUGGACUAUGGCAACACUGAGAAAGUCUGUCAUGCCGACAUUCGACCAAUUCCAAGGCAGUUCCUGGGGCUCCCCUGCCUGGCCCUGUAUUUCCCUCAGCAAGAUAUGGGUAUGAACUCAGUGAAUGGGAAGGAGGAGGGAGCAGGCCAGACAAAUUCUCUAGCAGGCUUUACUUUCCUUGCAACUUUGAAUUUAUCACCUGAGGGUAAGAUUAAGUUCCUAGAAUAGUGCGCUUGCAAGGACCAACAGAUUUUCUCUCUCUCUCUCUCUCUCUCUCUCUCUCUCUCUCUCUCUCUCUCUCUCUCUCUCUCUCUCUCUCUCUCUCUCUCUCUCUCUCUCUCUCUCUCUCUCUCUCUCUCUCUCUCUCUCUCUCUCUCUCUCUCUUCUCUUCUCUUCUCUUCUCUUCUCUUUCUUUCUUUCUCUCUCUAUUCACAGUUCCAUAAUACAAGUCUGAUGGAAGUUUGGUGUAAGUUCACUACUUAGUACACCCUUCUGCAAUCAAGUGGUUCUCUCCCAUAGAAUUGUGUGUUUCAUGCUAUAUUACUGAAUCUGUAAUAUAAGAAAGUGAGUGACAUUACAUGUCUUAUAGGUGGAGUGUAUUUUCAACCAGUUUUCACCAUGUUUCAUUUCAUUGGAUGUACACUAGUUUCUAUCAAGAGACUUUCAAGUGUAUUUGUACAUUUGGUGGGUUAGCAAUAAUGCAGCAGACCAGUGUUUCAAAGAAGUGGGGAGAGGUUGUGGAUGGUUGCACAGGAAACCUGCUUUUUUGUAUACUUCAUGGGAUGUUACAAGAAGUCAUUCACAGAAGGAAUAUUUUCAGAUAUGAAGACUUGGUCAGUCAACAUUGUCAUUUAUGAGACCUAAAGCAGUCACAUUAGUUUUGUAGGUUUGUAAACUUAUUUGGCCUUAUAAAACUCUCCUAACUUAGUUGUAAAAGACAUACAUACUAGUAUUAAUUGGAAGUUAUCUAUUUACAAUGGCUUUGUUUGAGUAGCCAGAUAUCAUGGUUACAACAGGCUGUUUUGUGUUACACAAUAAAAUGUAAGUUUCUACUGGAUGUGAAGAUAAGCAUUUAUGUAUUUUAUUAUUAUUUUACUUCAAAUGAGUUUGAAAGUACUUUUAUGGUUUUGAGUCAGUUUUGUUUUGUCUUUUGGUUCCCUACAAUUGAUGAGGUGGUAGGUGGUGUAAGGCAGCUGUAUGGCUGGGAGUGUUGUGGCACUGGCCUGGUGGUAAAAGGAAUGUAAGGGAUUGGGCGGCAGUAAAGUGCAUCAUUACAAAAAUGUCAUUUGUUUUUCAUAUGAACUUUGGAGUGCGCAGAAGAAUGAAAAGAUUUUUUUAUUUAUUUAUUUUUAUUUAUUUAUUUUUUUGUGCUUUUCUUGGCAGGUGUAGUACUAAAUUAGUGUUAAUAUUACUUGUUUGCUAUGGUCAGUCAUCCCAUUAGUGUUCCAGGCACCCCCCUAUCAACUGGUCUACUAGUGCCCUGGGUGGGAGACCUUCCUGUGGUGCCAGGGUGUUGGCUAACUUUGUUACUUGCUUAGUUCACACUUCAGGGGAAUUUCCAGAAAUUGAAAAUAUAAGUGUUAUAGGCAAUGAGGUGUAUCCUGUACCUUCAUGAUGAUGAUGAUGAUUACUACUACUACUACUACUACAGAUAACUUGGCAGAUCCCUGUAAAGUGGUGACAAGUGUGCUCUCUGUUCCACAUCAAAGGCCAAGGGGCUAAGAGCGGUGUGAAUGUGAAAGGUGUGUGCCUUGUCUUGGCAAACCACGUUUUCGGGUAGACAACCUUGGCAUGUAUUAUUAUUAUUAUUAUUAUUAUUAUUAUUAUUAUUAUUAUUAUUAUUAUUAUUAUUAUUAUUAUCAUCAUCAUCAUCAUGGACAGCCAUGUGUUGGGUCAUCUUGCAUGACUUGGAUAAUAAUGGUCAGAGCAGCUCUUAACAUUUAACUAACGGUAGAAACCAUUCAUUAUUUUUACCACUGUUUUGCUUUGCAUGUGUAUACUGUAGGGAAGUAAAUUACGUCUAUAUGGCUUAUUGUAAUUUCACCAAGAAUCUGUAAUCAUUACUAAUUAUUAUGACAUUGUAUUAUUUUGUUUUCAUCUUAAUUUUAUUAUUGUUUUCUCAUCUUAGUUUGAAUGAUGUAACAUUUAUUUAUAUGUAAACUUGUCAUGUCAGAAAGAUAAAGUUGUAUUCUCAAAGGUCUCAAUCUAUACAUAGGUAUCAGUCAUGUAAAGCUCGUGGGUUUCAGUAAAUUUAAUAAAAUUUGAUAUUAAGAAUUUGAGUUAUCAUCUUGUUGAUUAAGGUGUGGCAAGUAAAAGUGUUUGAGUGGUGCCAGCGCGCUGGUCAAGAGGUGAGUUCCUUGCAUGAUCGUAGGAUUAUGGUCCUGUCCUUGUAAGCUGUUCCUUGCUUCUUGGUUAUGCUUGUGGAGUGUUGGCAGGGGAUCAUAACUCAUGAACGUCAUGGGAAAAGCAACCACCAAAUACUGGGUACUUAUUCAGGUGGAUAGAAGAUGAAAUAUAUUCUAGUAAGAUCAGUUUGUUCACAUUGAAUGUCAAGAUUCUGAUCUAAGUGGGUUACUCCAGUUCUCACUUGACCGAGACAAGGCGCCAUAAUGUACACACGCUCUUGAUGAUACUCCCAAACAUUAUAUAAGAACAUGACACAUAAAGGUGUGAAUUAAAAUCACAUCUUGGCCUUUAAGAAGAAGAGAAAGAGAGAGAAUCUAUGUCUGCACACCGGAGAUCGUUCUUAAGAUAACGCCCAAACAAGACAACUUGUCUAAUUUUUCGUUGAACAAGAUGGUGACACGGGAAGUGGUUGCUGCUGUGUGCUAGUGUAAGGCAGUACAAGAGCCUGUGCAUAAGGACUAGGAAAGGUUAUAAUCUUAACUCGGCAAAUUACAUUAGUGGUGGGUGCAUCAUUUGCAAGAUUGUAACCCUUUCCAGUCCUUAUGCGCAGACUCCUGGGCUCCCUAGGAGAGAGAUUAUGUUUAGAUUAUAUAUAAUUAUUUUUGUAGUUAUCUAAAAUUACUAUUGUUUGAUUAAAUGUUACUAGUAUUUCA
Scylla paramamosain (green mud crab) is the source of this 5602-nucleotide messenger RNA. Its product is annotated as tudor domain-containing protein 1-like. Bases 450 to 2771 code for a protein of 773 amino acids. The transcript is spliced from 8 exons. The record is from RefSeq and is a predicted model, not a curated record. NCBI's taxonomy places the organism in Eukaryota, Metazoa, Arthropoda, Malacostraca, Decapoda, Portunidae.